This is a messenger RNA of Tripterygium wilfordii, 411 nucleotides long. RefSeq lists its product as uncharacterized. The record is from RefSeq and is a predicted model, not a curated record. Gene Ontology annotation, molecular function: RNA-DNA hybrid ribonuclease activity; nucleic acid binding. NCBI's taxonomy places the organism in Eukaryota, Viridiplantae, Streptophyta, Magnoliopsida, Celastrales, Celastraceae. The coding region runs from base 1 to 411 and encodes 136 amino acids. The transcript has a single exon.
AUGCUGGAUGUAAAUGUUGGAUCUGACAAAGAUAAACUUGUUUAUAAAAGGGACUCAAAUGGAGCUUAUAUAUGUUUGUUCUCGUGCAAUGUUGGUGUGUGUGAAUCCAAUGAAGCAGAAUUUAUGGCUUUGAGAAAAGCGUUGCAUUUAACUGUUACUCAACCUAGUUUAUCUUUGAAGAAUAUCAUUGUGGAAACUGAUUCCCAAAGUGUACAUUCUUGGGCUACACGAGCUGCUGAAGUGCCAUGGAAGUUUAGCCAAUUAAUGAAUGCUGUGGAGUGGGCUAAUCUACAGCUGACAUCAGUCUCGUUAAAACACAUCCGUAGAGAAGGCAAUCAGGUUGCAGAUCUAUUAGCUAAAGGAGGGGGUGUAGGGAGGAGUUCAGAUCAUAUUGUAUGGUUUGGGAUUUGA